GGAGUGACAUUUCCAAUGGGUGGAGAAGAGCAUCUGUGGUUACUCGCUAGUUUAUGUCAGGUGAUCUUGCUGACCUGUGAACAGCCUUUAAACCCUGUUGAAGUUGAAGUUAUAUUUCAGUCCUUCCCAUCCACUGAAGCUUCAGACACUUACAUAAUCACCUGUAGGACUGCAAGUAACCAUCUGGUGUAUGUGGAACCCAUUUCCCCUUCAGCAUGCUCCCCUGAUUGCAAAAUGUUGCUGGGAUUGGUUGAGGACCCAAGAGGAUACAACAUCACAUUAACAUCCAGCAGAAAUGAUGCUCCUCUUGAGGCAAAGACUUUUCACUUUAUUCCAGUCUUCUUGUCCUCCCUUCAUGUAUACAGCACGACGACUACUGCUCUCCUGACAUGGAAACUUCACAGGCAACAAAGCUUAUCCACCUUCAGUCUAUACAACACUCACGCACAAUCAGUCACACACAUCUUCAACAUCAACUCGUCGGAGGCAAAGUCUCAGUACACAGUGAAAGGGCUCCAGCCUGGCACACGGUUCAAGGCCAAAGUUGUGGUGAUGACAUUCCUCGAACACCUUAAUAUGACCUUGAAGCAGAGGCUCUACAUUGGCACGGAAACAGCUCGGUGUCCCCCUGACUGGUUAGCCAAUGGGAGAAGCUGCUACGCUGUGAUCAGGACAGGUUUGACCUGGAGUGAUGCCCAUCACAGCUGCAGAAACCUGGCAGCUGGAAGUCACCUGGCUGACUUGAAGACCCUGGAAGAUCUGUCCUUUAUGUCUUCUCACCUGCUGAGCCACAACAAUCUUCUGCUGCUGUGGACCGGACUCAAUGAUCAGCAGGAGGAGGGACGACCUCGCUGGUCUGAUGGCUCAGCCCACAACCUGACGGACCUGAUAUCAUCACUGCCAGCCAAUCAAACAGACUGUUUUGCCCUUCAGAGGAACGCAACAGGACCAGGGCACUUUCUCACCCCAUUCUUCUGUAACAUCCCAUUACCCUUCAUCUGCCAGUACCAGAUCCCUUCAGUCCCUGCUUCGUUCGCCUUUGACCUGGUUCAGGUGACAGAGCAACAGGUAGAGCUUCGUUGGAGUGACCUUUCACCCUUGAACUCACUUAAUAUUUCAUCUUUCGAGAUAUUCCUCCAGUAUCAAGAGGAGGCAAAUGGAGAGUCUGGUCAAGGGGUGGAAGAUAGAAGCAGAAAACCUGAGGUCAAAAACAGGACACAGACCCAGAGCAGUGUUAAAAAAAUUGUCAAGGUCCCCAUUUCCCUCCUCUCUAGAGGGGUUACCGUGGCAGGUUUGUUUCCAGGGAGCGUCUACUCUUUCACCCUUCGAGCCGCUCACCCUUCUGGCUCCACCUGGAGCUUAGGACAAACUCGGACUGCAUACACUAGACCUCUUCCUCCUCGAAAUGUCACCGUUGGGUCCGUUACUGUCAGUCAGAUUAGUGUCCACUGGAUGCUGCCAGGGGCAGAGUUAAAGGUUGGAUGUACAUUUAUUGUGCGCUGUGUAGACAUGUCUUCAAGGCAAGAGAGGAUAGUUGGA
Messenger RNA from Larimichthys crocea (large yellow croaker), 1539 nucleotides. RefSeq lists its product as uncharacterized. The transcript is spliced from 8 exons. The record is from RefSeq and is a predicted model, not a curated record. Gene Ontology annotation, molecular function: protein binding. Lineage: Eukaryota; Metazoa; Chordata; Actinopteri; Sciaenidae. The annotation marks the transcript as partial.